This is a messenger RNA of Mandrillus leucophaeus (drill), 7906 nucleotides long. RefSeq names its product piezo-type mechanosensitive ion channel component 1 (gene PIEZO1). The record is from RefSeq and is a predicted model, not a curated record. The transcript has 52 exons. Bases 1 to 7704 code for a protein of 2567 amino acids. Gene Ontology annotation, molecular function: monoatomic cation channel activity; mechanosensitive monoatomic ion channel activity. Gene Ontology annotation, cellular component: plasma membrane; endoplasmic reticulum. NCBI's taxonomy places the organism in Eukaryota, Metazoa, Chordata, Mammalia, Primates, Cercopithecidae. Gene Ontology annotation, biological process: regulation of membrane potential; cellular response to mechanical stimulus; detection of mechanical stimulus.
AUGGCCGGGGUCACUAAGGGCGCAGAGGCCCUGCUGGUGAGGACUGGGGUGGGCUUCUGGGGUGGUGAGAUCCGCCUGAGCCCUCAUGGCCCCUCUGGGUCUGGGUCUGGGUUUUGUGCUCUGCCUGGCGUCAUGGCAGCCUGCCUGCUCCGUUUCAGCGGGCUCUCGCUGGUCUACCUGCUCUUCCUGCUGCUGCUGCCCUGGUUCCCUGGCCCCACCCGGCACAGCCUCCAAGGUCACACAGGCCGCCUCCUGCGGGCGCUGCUGGGCCUCAGCCUGCUCUUCCUGGUGGCCCAUCUCGCUCUCCAGAUCUGCCUGCACACUGUGCCUCACCUGGACCAGCUCCUGGGACCCAGCUGCAGCCGCUGGGAGACCCUCUCGCGACACAUAGGGGUCACAAGGCUGGACCUGAAGGACAUCCCCAACGCCAUCCGGCUGGUGGCCCCUGACCUGGGCAUCUUGGUGGUCUCCUCUGUCUGCCUCGGCCUCUGCGGGCGCCUCGCAAGGAACACCCAGCAGAGCCCACAUACGCAGGAGCUGGAUGAUGACGAGAGGGAUGUGGAUGCCAGCCCCCCGGCAGGGCUGCAGGAAGCCGCAACGCUGGCCCCUACACGGAGGUCACGGCUGGCCGCCCGUUUCCGCGUCACUGCCCACUGGCUGCUGGUGGCGGCUGGGCGGGUCCUGGCCGUAACACUGCUCGCACUGGCAGGCAUCGCCCAUCCCUCGGCCCUCUCCAGCGUCUACCUGCUGGUCUUCCUGGCCAUCUGCACCUGGUGGGCCUGCCACUUCCCCAUCAGCACUCUGGGCUUCAACAGACUCUGCGUCGCAGUGGGCUGCUUCGGCACCGGCCAUCUCCUUUCCCUCUACUGCUACCAGACGCCCUUGGCACAGGGUCUGCUCCCGCCUGCCGGCAUCUGGGCUAGGGUGCUGGGUCUCAAGGACUUCGUGGGUCCUGCGAACUGUUCCAGCCCCCACGUGCUGGUCCUCAACACCAGCCUAGACUGGCCCAUGUAUGCCAGCCCCGGCGUCCUGCUGCUGCUGUGCUACGCCACGGCCUCUCUGCGCAAGCUCCGUGUGCACCGCCCCUCCGGCCAGAGGAAGGAGGCGGCAAAGGGGGACGAGACUCGGGAGCUGGAGCUGGCAGAGCUGGACCAGUGGCCCCAGGAUGGGGAGGCUGCCCAGCACGUGGUGCCCACAGCACCCGACACGGAGGCUGAUAACUGCAUCGUGCACGAGCUGACAGGCCAGAGCCCCAUCCGGCAGCGGCCUGUGCGGCCCAAGCGGGCUGAGCCCAGGGAGGCAUCCCCACUCCACAGCCUGGGCCACCUCAUCAUGGACCAGAGCUAUGUGUGCGCACUCAUCGCCAUGAUGGUGUGGAGCAUCACCUACCACAGCUGGCUGACCUUUGUGCUGCUGCUCUGGGCCUGCCUCAUCUGGACGGUGCGCAGCCGCCACCAGCUGGCCAUGCUGUGUUCACCCUGCAUCCUGCUGUACGGGAUGACGCUGUGCUGUCUGCGCUACGUGUGGGCCAUGGACCUGCGCCCUGAGCUGCCCACCACCCUGGGCCCCGUAGGCUGCAGCUCUCCUGCACCAGGGCCGCCCACCACCCUGGGCCCCGUCAGCCUGCGCCAGCUGGGGCUGGAGCACACCCGGUACCCCUGCCUGGACCUUGGCGCCAUGUUGCUCUACACCCUGACCUUCUGGCUCCUGCUGCGCCAGUUUGUGAAAGAGAAGCUGCUAAAGCGGGCAGAGGCUCCAGCUGCGCUAACGGAGGUCACUGUGGCAGACACAGAGCCCACGCGGACGCAGACGCUGCUGCAGAGCCUGGGGGAGCUGGUGAAGGGCGUCUAUGCCAAGUACUGGAUCUAUGUGUGUGCCGGCAUGUUCAUCGUGGUCAGCUUCGCCGGCCGCCUCGUGGUCUACAAAAUUGUCUACAUGUUCCUCUUCCUGCUCUGCCUCACCCUCUUCCAGGUCUACUACAGCCUGUGGCGGAAGCUCCUCAAGGCCUUCUGGUGGCUCGUGGUGGCUUACACCAUGCUGGUCCUCAUCGCCGUCUACACCUUCCAGUUCCAGGACUUCCCUGCCUACUGGCGCAACCUCACUGGCUUCACCGAUGAGCAGCUGGGGGACCUGGGCCUGGAGCAGUUCAGCGUGUCCGAGCUCUUCUCCAGCAUCCUGGUACCCGGCUUCUUCCUGCUGGCCUGCAUCCUGCAGCUGCACUACUUCCACCGGCCCUUUAUGCAGCUCACCGACAUGGAGCACGUGUCCCCGCCCGGCAGGCGCCUCCCGCGCUGGGCUCACAGGCAGGAUGCAGUGAGCGGGACCCCACUGCUGCAGCAGCAGCAGCAGGAGGAGGAGGAGGAGGAGGAGGAGGGCCCCAGGGAUGAGGGGCUGGGCAUGGCCACUCCCCACCAGGCCACCCAGGUGCCUGAAGGCGCAGCCAAGUGGGGCCUGGUGGCCGAACGGCUGCUGGAGCUGGCAGCCGGCUUCUCGGACGUCCUCUCACGGGUGCAGGUGUUCCUGCGGCGGCUGCUGGAGCUGCAUGUCUUCAAGCUGGUGGCCCUGUACACCGUCUGGGUGGCCCUGAAGGAGGUGUCGGUGAUGAACCUGCUGCUGGUGGUGCUGUGGGCCUUCGCCCUGCCCUACCCACGCUUCCGACCCAUGGCCUCCUGCCUGUCUACUGUGUGGACCUGCGUCAUCAUCGUGUGUAAGAUGCUGUACCAGCUCAAGGUUGUCAACCCUCAGGAGUAUUCCAGUAACUGCACCGAGCCCUCCCCGAACAGCACCAACCUGCUGACCACGGAGAUCAGCCAGUCCCUGCUGUACCGGGGGCCCGUGGAUCCCGCCAACUGGUUUGGGGUGCGGAAAGGGUUCCCCAACCUGGGCUACAUCCAGAACCACCUGCAGGUCCUGCUGCUGCUGGUGUUCGAGGCCAUCGUGUACCGGCGCCAGGAGCACCACCGCCGGCAGCACCAGCUGGCCCCGCUGCCUGCCCAGGCCGUGUUCGCCAGCGGCACCCGCCAGCAGCUGGACCAGGAUCUGCUCGGCUGCCUCAAGUACUUCAUCAACUUCUUCUUCUACAAAUUCGGGCUGGAGAUCUGCUUCCUGAUGGCCGUGAACGUGAUUGGGCAGCGCAUGAACUUUAUGGUGACCCUGCACGGCUGCUGGCUGGUGGCCAUCCUCACCCGCAGGCACCGCCAGGCCAUCGCCCGCCUCUGGCCCAACUACUGCCUCUUCCUGGCUCUGUUCCUGCUGUACCAGUACCUGCUGUGCCUGGGGAUGCCCCCGGCCCUGUGCAUCGAUUACCCGUGGCGCUGGAGCCGGGCUGUCCCCAUGAACUCUGCGCUCAUCAAGUGGCUGUACCUGCCUGAUUUCUUCCGGGCCCCCAACUCCACCAACCUCAUCAGCGACUUCCUCCUGCUGCUGUGCGCCUCCCAGCAGUGGCAAGUGUUCUCAGCUGAGCGCACGGAGGAGUGGCAGUGCAUGGCUGGUGUCAACACCGACCGCCUGGAGCCGCUGCGGGGGGAGCCCAACCCUGUGCCCAACUUUAUCCACUGCAGGUCCUACCUCGACAUGCUGAAGGUGGCCGUCUUCCGGUACCUGUUCUGGCUGGUGCUGGUGGUGGUGUUUGUCACGGGGGCCACCCGAAUCAGCAUCUUCGGGCUGGGCUACCUGCUGGCCUGCUUCUACCUGCUGCUCUUCGGCACCGCCCUGCUGCAGAGGGACACGCGGGCCCGCCUCGUGCUGUGGGACUGCCUCAUUCUGUACAACGUCACCGUCAUCAUCUCCAAGAACAUGCUGUCGCUCCUGGCCUGCGUCUUCGUGGAGCAGAUGCAGACCGGCUUCUGCUGGGUCAUCCAGCUCUUCAGCCUUGUGUGCACCGUCAAGGGCUACUAUGACCCCAAGGAGAUGAUGGGCAGAGACCAGGACUGCCUGCUGCCCGUGGAGGAGGCCGGCAUCAUCUGGGACAGCAUCUGCUUCUUCUUCCUGCUGCUGCAGCGCCGCGUCUUCCUCAGCCAUUACUACCUGCACGUCAGGGCCGACCUCCAGGCCACCGCCCUGCUGGCCUCCAGGGGCUUUGCGCUCUACAACGCUGCCAACCUCAAGAGCAUCGACUUCCACCGCAGGACAGAGGAGAAGUCCCUGGCCCAGCUGAAAAGACAGAUGGAGCGUAUCCGUGCCAAGCAGGAGAAGCACAGGCAGGGCCGGGCGGACCGCGGUCACCCCCAGGACACCCUGGGCCCCAAGGACCCAGGCCCGGAGCCAGGGCCCGACAGUCCAGGGGGCUCCUCCCCGCCACGGAGGCAGUGGUGGCGGCCCUGGCUGGACCACGCCACAGUCAUCCACUCCGGGGACUACUUCCUGUUUGAGUCUGACAGCGAGGAAGAGGAGGAGGCUGCCCCUGAAGACCCUAGGCCAUCGGCCCAGAGUGCCUUCCAGAUGGCAUACCAGGCAUGGGUGACCAACGCCCAGACGGUGCUGAGGCGGCAGCAGCAGGAGCAGGCAAGGCAGGAGCAGGCAGGACAGCUACCCACAGGAGGUGGCCCCAGCCAGGAGGUGGAGCCGGCAGAGGGCCCCGAGGAGGCAGCGGCAGGCCGGAGCCACAUGGUGCAGAGGGUGCUGAGCACGGCGCAGUUCCUGUGGGUGCUGGGGCAGGCGCUGGUGGAUGGGCUGACGCGCUGGCUGCAGGAGUUCACCCGGCACCACAGCACCAUGAGUGACGUGCUGCGGGCAGAGCGCUACGUCCUCACGCAGGAGCUCCUGCAGGGUGGCGAAGUGCACCGGGGCAUAUUGGAUCAGCUGUACACAAGCGAGGCCGAGGCCACGCUGCCAGGCCCCACCGAGGCCCCCGACGCACCAAGCACAGUGUCCAGUGGGCUGGGCGCGGAGGAGCCACUCAGCAGCACAACGGACGACACGGGCAGCCCCCUGAGCACUGGCUACCACACGCGCAGUGGCAGCGAGGAGGCGGUCGCUGACCCCGGGGAGCACGAGGCUGGCACCUCUCUGCACCAGGGACGCAUGCGGACGGCCAGCGAGCUGCUGCUGGACAGGCGCUUGCGCAUCCCAGAGCUGGAGGAGGCAGAGCUGUUUGCGGAGGGGCAGGGCCGGGCGCUGCGGCUGCUGCGGGCCGUGUACCAGUGCGUGGCCGCCCACUCAGAGCUGCUCUGCUACUUCAUCAUCAUCCUCAACCACAUGGUCACGGCCUCUGCUGGCUCGCUGGUGCUGCCCGUGCUCGUCUUCCUGUGGGCCAUGCUGUCCAUCCCGCGGCCCAGCAAGCGCUUCUGGAUGACGGCCAUCGUCUUCACCGAGGUCUCAGUGGUCGUCAAGUACCUGUUCCAGUUUGGAUUCUUCCCCUGGAACAGCCACGCGGUGCUGCGGCGCUACGAGAACAAGCCCUACUUCCCGCCGCGCAUCCUGGGCCUGGAGAAGACUGACGGCUACAUCAAGUACGACCUGGUGCAGCUCAUGGCCCUCUUCUUCCACCGCUCCCAGUUGCUGUGCUACGGCCUCUGGGACCACGAGGAGGACUCACCAUCCAAGGAGCAUGACAAGAGCGGCAGGAAGGAGCAGGGGGCCGAGGAGGGGCCAGGGGCCCUGCCGGAACCCCAGGCCAAGGCAGGCACAGGGCUCGAGGAGGAGCCAGGAGUGCCCGAGGCCACCACCGAGGACCAUGUUCAGGUGGAAGCGAGGGUCGUACCGACGGAUGGGACCCCAGAACCCCAAGCGGAGCUCAGGCCCCGUGACACGAGGCGCAUCAGUCUACGUUUCAGGAGGAGGAGGAAGGAGGGCCCAGCACAGAGAGGACUGGCAGCCAUCGAAGCUGAGGACAGGGAGGAAGAGAAAGAGGCCCCCACGGGGAGAGAGAAGAGGCCAAGCCGCGCUGGAAGAAGAGUGAGGGCGGCUGGGCGGCGGCUACAGGGCUUCUGUCUGUCCCUGGCCCAGGGCACAUACCGGCCGCUACGGCGCUUCUUCCAUGACAUCCUGCACACUAAGUACCGCGCAGCCACCGACGUCUAUGCCCUCAUGUUCCUGGCCGACGUCGUCGACUUCAUCAUCAUCAUUUUUGGCUUCUGGGCCUUUGGGAAACACUCGGCGGCCACGGAUAUCACGUCCUCCCUAUCAGACGACCAGGUACCCGAGGCCUUCCUGGUCAUGCUGCUGAUCCAGUUCAGUACCAUGGUGGUCGACCGCGCCCUCUACCUGCGCAAGACCGUGCUGGGCAAGCUGGCCUUCCAGGUGGCGCUGGUGCUGGCCAUCCACCUAUGGAUGUUCUUCAUCCUGCCUGCCGUCACCGAGAGGAUGUUCAGCCAGAACGUGGUGGCGCAGCUGUGGUACUUUGUGAAAUGCAUCUACUUCGCCCUGUCCGCCUACCAGAUCCGCUGCGGCUACCCCACCCGCAUCCUUGGCAACUUCCUCACCAAGAAGUACAAUCACCUCAACCUCUUCCUCUUCCAGGGGUUCCGGCUGGUGCCGUUUCUGGUGGAGCUGCGGGCAGUGAUGGACUGGGUGUGGACGGACACCACGCUGUCCCUGUCCAGCUGGAUGUGCGUGGAGGACAUCUAUGCCAACAUCUUCAUCAUCAAAUGCAGCCGAGAGACGGAAAAGAAAUAUCCGCAGCCCAAAGGGCAGAAGAAGAAGAAGAUCGUCAAGUACGGCAUGGGUGGCCUCAUCAUCCUCUUCCUCAUCGCCAUCAUCUGGUUCCCACUGCUCUUCAUGUCGCUGGUGCGUUCCGUGGUCGGGGUCGUCAACCAGCCCGUCGAUGUCACCGUCACCCUCAAGCUGGGCGGCUACGAGCCGCUGUUCACCAUGAGCGCCCAGCAGCCGUCCAUCAUCCCCUUCACGGCCCAGGCCUACGAGGAGCUGUCCCGGCAGUUUGACCCCCACCCGCUGGCCAUGCAGUUCAUCAGCCAGUACAGCCCUGAGGACAUCGUCACGGCGCAGAUUGAGGGCAGCUCCGGGGCGCUGUGGCGCAUCAGCCCACCCAGCCGCGCCCAGAUGAAGCGGGAGCUCUACAACGGCACAGCUGACAUCACCCUCCGCUUCACCUGGAACUUCCAGAGGGACCUGGCCAAGGGAGGCACCGUGGAGUACGCCAACGAGAAGCACAUGCUGGCCCUGGCCCCCAACAGCACUGCACGGCGGCAGCUGGCCAGCCUGCUCGAGGGCACCUCGGACCAGUCUGUGGUCAUCCCAAAUCUCUUCCCUAAGUACAUCCGUGCCCCCAACGGGCCCGAAGCCAACCCUGUGAAGCAGCUGCAGCCCAAUGAGGAGGCCGACUACCUCGGCGUGCGCAUCCAGCUGCGGAGGGAGCAGGGUGCGGGGGCCACCGGCUUCCUUGAAUGGUGGGUCAUCGAGCUGCAGGAGUGCCGGACCGACUGCAACCUGCUGCCCAUGGUCAUCUUCAGCGACAAAGUCAGCCCACCGAGCCUCGGCUUCCUGGCUGGCUACGGGAUCAUGGGGCUGUAUGUCUCCAUCGUGCUGGUCAUCGGCAAGUUCGUGCGUGGAUUCUUCAGCGAGAUCUCGCACUCCAUCAUGUUCGAGGAGCUGCCGUGCGUGGACCGUAUCCUCAAGCUCUGCCAGGACAUCUUCCUGGUGCGGGAGACUCGUGAGCUGGAGCUGGAGGAGGAGUUGUACGCCAAGCUCAUCUUCCUCUACCGCUCACCAGAGACCAUGAUCAAGUGGACUCGUGAGAAGGAGUAGGAGCUGCUGCUGGCGCCCGAGAGGGAAGGAGCCGGCCUGCUGGGCAGCGUGGCCACAGGGGGAGGCACUCCUCAGGCCGGGGGAGCCACUGCCCCAUCCGAGGCCGCCAGCUGUGAUGCAUCCUCCCGGCCUGCCUGAGCCCUGAUGCUGCUGCCAGAGGACACUGCAUCCCCAUGGCCGGGGUGGUGCUGCCCCCGCUGUG